Messenger RNA from Saccostrea cuccullata (small rock oyster), 1165 nucleotides. RefSeq names its product CCAAT/enhancer-binding protein zeta-like. The transcript is spliced from 11 exons. Gene Ontology annotation, cellular component: nucleus. The record is from RefSeq and is a predicted model, not a curated record. NCBI's taxonomy places the organism in Eukaryota, Metazoa, Mollusca, Bivalvia, Ostreida, Ostreidae. The annotation marks the transcript as partial.
AACAUGGCUUCCAAAAAGAAAGUCAAAACACGUGUGAAAGAUGUUCAUCUAGAUUUCAAGACUGUCAGUGAGUUAGGUGGAGAUAAGAAUGAUGUUCAAUUGUUGGAAGGAAUAGAUGAGAAUGAUGAGGAAAUAAUUGAAGAAUUUGAUGAAGAUGGACAUGAAGAUGGCAUAAGAAGAGAUGAGAUCUUGGAUUUUAUUAAGAAACUAGGAAUUCCAGAGCAGUUUGCUGAAGAUGAACCAGAAGAUGAUGAAAGAAAAGAAAAGAAAAAGAAGAAAAAACUUGCGGUAAUGCCAGACACAGAAGAGAAUGAUGUUCAAGAAGAAUCAAAAGCAGAAACAAAGAAAAAGAAGCAGAAAAACAAAUACAAGAUUCAGCAUGAAGAGAUUUCCAGCACAACAUCAGACUCACAGACAAGUAAAGGCUGGAGCCUUAAAGCCCAUCUGUCAUCAUAUUCACCCAGAUCUUACCUUCUUGUCAAACCAGGCCAGGAGAGCCUGGAAGAAGAGGACAGUGAGGAAGGGUCUUCUUUGCCGUCUGAUCUAGAACAACAAUUGGAAUCUUUUGCAUCCAAACUAUUGGAGGAUGAAGUAUCUGUGUAUCUCAAACAGAGAGAGAAGUCAAAGAAGUCAGAGACAAAGUGGAUUAAAACAGUCCUGACCACUGGCACACUGACAGACAAAGUGGCAGCACUGACCCUGCUGGUACAGGAGUCGCCGGUCCACAACCUGCAGAAUCUGGAGGGACUUCUUAACAUGUGUAGGAAAAAGAAUAAGAGGGAGAGCAUGAUCGCUGCUGACACAUUAAAAGACCUCUUCAUCACAAAUUUAUUACCAGACAGGAAGUUGAGACCAUUUGACCAGCAUCCCUUAGGAGACCUGGGAGACAUUUCUGGAGGAAAUAAAGACACAAUUGACAGAAAACUGCUCAAAUGGUUGUAUGAACACAGGCUAAAGGAAAAGUAUUCAGCAUUCAUCCAAGCUCUAGAGGUGAUGUCAAAGGACAAUAUUUUGGCCACAAGACAGAAAGCAUUAGGGAUAUUUUUUCAGUUGCUUGCAGAAAAACCAGAGGAAGAAAAGGUCUUGUUGGCAUUGUUGGUCAAUAAAGUAGGAGACCCGGAGUACAAGGUAGCGGCCCAAGCAUCACACCUGUUGACAAAGCUGG